This is a messenger RNA of Aphidius gifuensis, 3567 nucleotides long. Its product is annotated as slit homolog 2 protein-like. Gene Ontology annotation, molecular function: protein binding. Lineage: Eukaryota; Metazoa; Arthropoda; Insecta; Hymenoptera; Braconidae. The record is from RefSeq and is a predicted model, not a curated record. Bases 1 to 3567 code for a protein of 1188 amino acids. The transcript has a single exon.
AUGUACUUGGAUUUGUCGUCCAACAACUUGACUAGUCUUGAGUCCAAUCAUUUUAAUGGUUUAUCUAAACUUGAGUCUAUUGAUAUCAGCAAUAACAAUUUAAAAUAUCUACCAAAUGACACAUUCAAUGGAUUAAAAUCUCUCACUAUAUUGAAAUUGCAAUCAAACAACUUACAAAGUCUUGACUCAAACAUCUUUUAUGGUUUGUUUGAUUUAGAAAUUCUUGAUAUAAACAAUAAUAAUUUAACAUCACUGCCCGAUGCCAUUUUUAGUCAAAAUAAAAAACUUAAGCUAGUUCCGGAUAAUUUAGAAAAAUCAGGACGGCCAGGCAAUAGAUGUUUUAUGAAUUCGACUUUAUCUGGUUUUAUUUACGAUGGUCGUAGUGAUGUUUCUUCAUCAAAAAUUGAACUCUUGUCAACUAAAAAAGUAGUUUUUCAUAAAUAUUUCGAGUCAGCGACCUCAUACAAUUGUUCUCAUCUUCAAAAGCUUGAUUUAAGCAAUAUGAAUUUGAUAUCUUUGCCAGAUGAGAUAUUCACAGGAUUAAAAAAUCUCAAUGAAUUAAAUUUGUGUUCAAACAAUUUGACAACUCUCAAGUCAAACAAUUUCAAUGAUUUGUCAAAACUUGAAACACUUGACAUCAAAAAUAAUGAAUUAACAUCGUUGCCACGUGAAAUUUUUGAUGGAUUAGAAUCUCUCAAGGAAUUGAAUUUGCGUUCAAACAAUUUGGCUCUUAAGUCAAACAAUUUCAAUAAUUUGUCAAAACUUGAAUGGCUUGACAUCAGUAUGAAUAAAUUAACAUAUUUUCCACACGACCUUUUUAAUGGAACAAAAUCUCUCAAAUCAUUGUAUUUGUAUGGAAACGAUUUGGCAACUCUCAAGUCAAAUGUUUUCAAUGGUUUGUCACAACUCGAAACACUUGGUCUCGAUAAUAAUAAAAUAACAUCAUUGUCACAUGAAAUUUUUAAUGGAACAAAAUCUCUCAUGCAGUUGGGUUUGUCGUCCAACAACUUGACUAGUCUUGAGUCAAAUCAAUUUAAUGGUUUAUCUAAACUUGAGUCUAUUGCUAUCAGCGAAAACAAUUUAAAAUAUCUACCAAAUGACACAUUCAAUGGAUUAAAAUCUCUCAAGUUCUUGUAUUUGUAUCUAAAUAAAUUGGAAAGUCUUAACUCAAGUAUUUUCAAUGAUUUGUCAAAUCUCGUAAUACUUGACAUCAGUAGAAAUAAAUUAACAUCUUUGCCACAUGACCUUUUUAAUGGUUUGUCUAUCCUUAAUGAGCUUUAUAUAAGCAAUAACACGUUAAAAUAUCUACCAAAUGACACAUUCAAUGGAUUAAAAUCUCUCUUGUACUUGAAAUUGAAUCUAAAUGAAUUGGAAAGUCUUAACUCAAGUAUUUUUAAUGGUUUAUCAAAACUCGACCGACUUGACAUCAGUAGCAAUAAAUUAACAUCUUUGCCACAUGACCUUUUUAAUGGUUUAUCUAAACUUGUGUCUAUUGAUAUCAGCAAUAACAAUUUAAAAUAUCUACCAAAUGACACAUUCAAUGGAUUAAAAUCUCUCACUACAUUGAAAUUGCGAUCAAACAACUUACAAAGUCUUGACUCAAACAUCUUUUAUGGUUUGUUUGAUUUAGAAUUUCUUGAUAUAAGCAAUAAUAGUUUAACAUCACUGCCUGAUGCCAUUUUUAGUCAAAAUAAAAAACUUAAGUCAGUUCAGAAGGAUUUAGGAAAAUCAGGAAAAUCAGGAAGAUCAGAAAAAUCAGGAGGAUCAGAAAAAUCAGGAGGAUCAGAAAAAUCAGGAGGAUCAGAAAAAUCAAGACGGCCAAGCAAUAGAUGUAUUGAAUAUCCACCCAGUUUCAUUUACAUUGGUCAAGGUGAUGAUUCUCCAGCAGAAAUUAAGGCUUUGUCAACUGAUCAAAUAUAUUUUUUUAUAAAAAAAAAAUUAGUGGCAAUGACUUCACACAAUUGUUCUCGUGUUGAGAAGCUUGUUCUCACUCGAAAGAAUUUAAAAUCUUUGCCAGAUGACAUAUUCACAGGAUUAGAAAAUCUCGAGGAAUUGGAUUUGACUAUAAACGACUUGGCAACUCUCGAGUCAAAUAUUUUCAAUGAUUUGUCAAAACUUGAAACACUUCGCAUCAAUAUGAAUAAAUUAACAUCUUUGCCACAUGACAUUUUUAAUGGAAUGAAAUCUCUCAAAUGGUUGUAUUUGGAUUCAAACAAUUUUGCAACUCUUGAGUCAAAUUAUUUCAAUGGUUUAUCUACACUUGAGUCGCUGAGUAUCAGAGAUAACAAAUUAGUAACUCUGCCAAAUGACACAUUUAUUAGAUUAAAGUCUCUUUCGUCAUUGUCUUUGAGGUCAAACAACUUGGUGAGUCUUGAGUCAAAUAAUUUCAAAAGUUUAUCUCAACUUGGGUUUAUUGAUAUCAGCUAUAACGAUUUAACAUUUCUACUAAAUGACACUUUCAAUGGAAUGAAAUCUCUCGAAACGUUGUAUUUGGAUUCAAACAACUUGAUGAGUCUUGAGUCAAAUGUUUUCCAUGGUUUGUCUAAGCUCAAUACACUUUUAAUAAGCAAUAAUAAUUUGACAUCACUGCCAAAUAAUAUAUUCAAUGGAUUGAAAUCUCUCCAGACAUUGAAUUUGCAAUCAAACAACUUGAAAUAUCUUGACUCAAAUAUCUUCAAUGGUUUGGUUGUUCUUGACAGUCUUUUUUUAACCGAUAAUAGAUUAACAUCUUUGCCACAUGACCUUUUUAAUGGAACAAAAUCUCUCAGAACAUUGAAUUUGCGUUCAAACAAUUUGGCAACUCUUAAGUCAAAUGAUUUCAAUAAUUUGUCAAAACUUGAAAUACUUGACAUCAGUGGGAAUAAAUUAACAUCUUUGCCACAUGGAAUUUUUAAUGGAACAAAAUCUCUCAAAACAUUGGAUUUGUAUGAAAACGAUUUGGCAACUCUUGAAUCAAAUAAUUUCAAUGGUUUAUCUAAACUUGAGUGGCUGAGUAUCAAAGAUAACAAAUUAGUGACUCUGCCAAAUGACACAUUUAUUGGAUUAGAGUCUCUUUUGACAUUGUCUUUGAUGUCAAACAACUUGGUGAGUCUUGAGUCAAAUAAUUUCAAUGGUUUAUCUAAACUUGUGUCUCUCGAUAUCAGGAAUAACAGUUUAACAUUUCUACUAAAUGACACUUUCAAUGGAAUGAAAUCUCUCAAAAUGUUGUAUUUGGAUUCAAACAACUUGACGAGUCUUGAGUCAAAUGUUUUCCAUGGUUUGUCUCAGCUCGAUACACUUUUAAUAAGCAAUAAUAAUUUGACAUCACUGCCAAAUAAUAUAUUCAAUGAAUUGAAAUCUCUCCAGACAUUGAAUUUGCAAUCAAACAACUUAGAAUAUCUUGACUCAAAUAUCUUCAAUGGUUUGGUUGUUCUUGAAAGUCUUUCUUUAACCGAUAAUAGAUUAACAUCAUUGCCUGAUGACAUUUUUAGUAAAAAUAAAAAACUUACGUCAAUAUGUUUAAAAUCAACUAAACUGAGCAAUGUUUUAAUUUGGUCCAAAUAUAGAUGCCGAGAAUAUGUAAAAUAA